Messenger RNA from Helobdella robusta, 837 nucleotides. RefSeq lists its product as hypothetical. Lineage: Eukaryota; Metazoa; Annelida; Clitellata; Rhynchobdellida; Glossiphoniidae. The transcript is spliced from 4 exons. Bases 1 to 837 code for a protein of 278 amino acids. The record is from RefSeq and is a predicted model, not a curated record.
AUGAAGCAGAAAUUAAUAGAACCAAUACUCUGUAUAAAAGUCUUGGCAAAUGUUAACGUAGCUGUGCGAGCUUCGACAUUUAACUGGAAAAGCUACUCCGGCAUCAAGAUGAGUUUUUUUAAAGUUUCAGUAAAUUUGAUGUUUUUAAUAAUUAGCGAUGUUCACAGUAAAUGUUUUCAAUCUAAGACUGAUUGGCAAGAAACAUCAACUAAUUUAAGCUUCAACGGUGUUCGAAACUUUUGUAAUCUCUGUGCCAUGUCGCCUGCUUCGACCGUUCUAACAACUCCAGCAAGCAGCUCUUUCCAAGUUAGAGCAAUGGACGUGUUGCAGCUGCGGAUGAAAUGUGCAUGGACGUGUGCAUCUUCGCUGGAUUGUGUUGGAUUCAACUUUAGAGCGGAUGGAACACUUUUCAACAUUCAGGCACAUUGUCAGAUGUUCACAUACACUCCUUUGCUCUUCAUCUCAAAUGACUCCUGCAUUUAUCACGAGGCACCCUCACUUCCCAGCACAGCACCAGAGGUUUAUUUUUAUAUCUGUACGGUUCGCUCGGGAUAUGUCGAAAAUCUGAUGUGGCUGAAUACCAUAGUGGAAACUCAAAUAUCUUUGAAAGGAUUUAUGCAGUUUUGCAUUUCUCUCAAGGUGCAUCGAGAAUCUACAGUGGCUAAAUACCAUGGUGGAAGCUCGUGUGCCGCUAAGAGAGAAUCAGACCACUCUAUCCUUAUUCUUUAUAAUCUUUUCAAUUUUGUGUCGAAUGCCGUCUGUGGAUGGCCUCCAAGGUGGAAAAUCAAGCGACAUACCAGGAACUUAAAUAGUCAAAACGUUAUUGAAGUAGAGUGA